Molecule: messenger RNA, 1600 nt
Organism: Boeremia exigua
Lineage: Eukaryota; Fungi; Ascomycota; Dothideomycetes; Pleosporales; Didymellaceae
Exons: 2
Coding region: 476-1564 (362 amino acids)
Source: RefSeq, a predicted model, not a curated record
CGAAGAUCAGCCCCUUUCAGGCGUUGUGAUGGGCUUGUGCCACAACGAAGUGGGGCAGCAACAGAAGCGCUUAUACCGAAAUCGAUUUUGUGGCCUUCCUCGCCGAUGGUCAGCCGUUCGGGCUUCAGUAUCCAAAGGAUCUUUUACUUGACCUCAUACUUUUUCGGAUCAAUCGUUGGUUCACCCACCUGGCUACUGAUCAUCGCCAGUAUGUCAAGGGGCGGGGUUGAGUAAACGAUCCGAUCUUGGUGUGAAACAUGGAGGCGCUCCUCUAAUAACGUCCCGUUCGAAACAAGAUCCCUGUCGGCGGCAGAGUCCAAUUACGAUAGCGCUAUGGAAUUGUAUCCAAAUGCAUAAGAAUGGCACUUUUUCUGAACUCCUGCCUACGUUGGUUGCUUGUUACUUCGCUUUUCGUUCUUUACCAUUCGUUCUUUUUGCCUGAUCUGUGAUCACCACACUCUUUUCAAUUGCAACCAUGCGCUCCACACUUUCUUUUCUGGCCAGCCUCAGCGCUGUGUCUGCCUACACGGUCAUCAACCACAAGCCCUUCAUGAACAAGAACGUCGAUGCCUUGGUCGUCCCAGGAACUUACACAAGCCAUAUGCACACGUUCUUCGGAAGUGACGUUAUAACCAAUGUGAAGCCCACUACUGCCGAGCUCCAAAAAGGCUGCUACUCAGGCGACAAUGCCAACGAUCUCUCCGUAUACUGGGUCCCAACCCUUUAUUACAUCAAGGAUGACGAGCGCAUUGAGGUCCCUAUCUAUCGUUUCAGCUCCUACUAUCAAAACAGCGGCUAUGCCGAAGCCGCAUUCCCUGCAGACACUGGCUUGAUCGCUGGUAACGCAUCAGCCCACACCCAGGCGGCAGCAGAUCACAAGUACAACCUGCUGGAGUGGUGGUGCGAAAUGGACGAGAGUGAGGCGAAAGACGCAGGCAAAUUCCCCACCAAGACCUGUUCCACGCACCUCCAAGUCCAGCUUCGCUUCCCCGACUGCUACAGCUCCGAGACUCUGAAAUACGAGUACUCUGAAGUCGCGUGGGGUAAUGCCAACCGCUGCCCUGACGGAAUGAAGCGCAUCCCCCAACUACGCUUCUCCAUUCGCUACGACCUCCGCAAGGCACUUCCCGAGGGCUGGUCCGGUACUGCACCUCUGCAGCUUUCCUGCAGUGACACCGUUGGUGACGGUUACUGCAUGCACGGUGACUUCAUCAAUGGGUGGUACGCCGACGCUGCAGAGAAUAUGCUCAAGGCCGACGCCGAUGGGAAGCAGAAGUUCAAGAGCGUUGAUGGUGAGCAUGGCACUGGGUCUAAGCCCAGCGAGUGCACGCCCGAAGACGCGGAUCCGAACAACGGUACAAGUGAUUAUGAGACCAGCUUGACUAUGAUGAAGAACGGAGGUCAGAAGAGCGAUGCUGCUCCUGCGGUUGGCGCUGCAGCGAAUGACGCUGUUAUUGAGGAGAGCUGCUCGACUAAACGCAGCAUUGGAAACAAGUCGAAGCGUGAUGCUGCGAGGAGGGCGCUCAAGAAAGCUCUGGAAGCUCUCGACGCUCUCGAAGAGUAGAUCACGAUCUCAGAUUCAUAUUUUAAGACAGGAGCA